AUGUCUCGAUCUAACCUGGACUGUGGUUCCACAGUUGCCGCCUCUGCCAUAAUGGUAUACGAUUGGGCGCUAACAUUCGGACAAGAGGUUGAACUGGUCUGGGUAAGCAGAGUCCCAUCACCAUCACCAUCAAAAGAAGAAGAGGAUGAUACUAUUUUCGGAACAGAUGCAACGCUGGUCCCUCAUGACGGUUAUGUAUCUCAUUACGCGCUAUGCUGGGAUACCAUUACACCAUGCGAUAUUAAGUACUCUGCAAUGUCUUGGACAAAUGUAAUCACAGCUGUCAUGCUGGAUGUCAUCAUGAUUGCUCGGUUACAUGCCAUGUAUCAGGGAUCUAGAAAGAUGCUUAUAUUUCUCAUCGUUAGCUUCUUGGCUGUCAACAUUGCCUGCAUAGUGAUUACUGCAAUAGUGCUUCAAUAUGUUGCAUCGGAGGAGUAUGUCCUCUCCGGUGCCCAUACGUGCUACUAUACCUUAUGGGGAGACACUGUAUUUCUGAUUCAGAUGACUUGGAUACUCACCCUUAUAUGGGAGGUCCUCGCACUGUGUCUUGCGGUCUGGAUUGCUGUGAAACACUUCUGCGGAUUGACCAUCGGGGACGUUUUCACAGUGUUGAUGAAAUCUCAUGUGCUUUACUUUGCAAGCUUUGCUGCUGUUGCUGCUCUCCAGCUUGGCGGGUUCUCUCCAAUAAUUAACUCGGAUUCCGUGGGAGUCGUGAUAUAUGAUGCUUUUCUUCAAGUUUUUUCGGUCGUGCAGAUGUUUAUGCUGGGACCGCGCCUCAUCCUUAGCGUUCGGGAAGUUCACGCUAAGCUCGUGGCCGUCUCCGACACAGCAACUGACAUGGCUUCAAUUGUCUUCGAGGAGCGCGUACACGUGUCAACUAACAAUAGUGUGUAGCAUGAGAGAUACUUAUUGGGUUCUCUGAAAGAGCAGGAGGAUAGUUUCGUGGCGGUAUCUAUGUAUGUUAUUCGGUGUUCCAAAGUGUAUAUGCCAAGAUUCAGAGUGACGGUUAUCUUUGUCAAGUAAACCCCCCCACCAGAUUUACGGAGGUUGUUGCGAUUGUUAGCUAUAUAUAGUCAAAUAUGAUAUUUCAAUUUGUUCACUGGUUCACUGAUGCACAGGAUCCUGGCUGUGUGAUGUAUCACAAUUGCAUCUACUACACGAUGCAUUAAGG
Molecule: messenger RNA, 1171 nt
Organism: Suillus paluster
Lineage: Eukaryota; Fungi; Basidiomycota; Agaricomycetes; Boletales; Suillaceae
Exons: 11
Coding region: 1-894 (297 amino acids)
Source: RefSeq, a predicted model, not a curated record